Owenia fusiformis is the source of this 4119-nucleotide messenger RNA. Lineage: Eukaryota; Metazoa; Annelida; Polychaeta; Sabellida; Oweniidae. The record is from the annotation of a GenBank genome assembly.
UUGCUGGAAAAAUAGAAAUCACGCAUCAAUUUAGCGUGUAUGAUCAAAUAUCACGCAAAUCACGCAUUUUGCUGAAAUUUUUAAAAAUUGUUUUUUGUGAAAUCGCGACACGGUAAAAUACCGAACGAGCUGGAAAAAAAUUAGGUGUCCAAAAUCUACCAGUUUUCACUGAAGCUGUCCAAAGUUUGAAGGGAAGGUGUUCAACAUUUGGAAGUCACGCAUGUUAGAUGGUCCCAAGUUGACAGCCCUGUCUAAAUGUACUUGAAGUCUGCCUGAAAACAUUCUAUUCUAACAAGUAGGAACUUACUUAUGUUGUUCUAGCAACGGGACUCCGCGGAGUAAUUCUAAAUUUGAUGAAUUUAAUUCUUUCCUUCUGUCAUUCAAUUAUUCAAUAGAAUCCAAUAAAUUCGAAGUAAUAUAAAAGUGAUUAUUCAUGAAUUUAUGAUAAUAUUAUUUUGUGAGGAAUACUGAGUAGUUAUGAACCGUUUUCACAUUUGACAGUGUGACAAGGCUUCCGCGGAGAACCAACAUGGCAGCCAGUGCCAAAAUGUCUCACAACCAUUACAAGAACGGAAAUUAUGGAACCUUGUCACAAAACAUGGGAAAAGACAUGGAUAUUACACAAGAUAUGCAUCUUAAGAUGUCAAAAAAGAUUGCACAGUUAACAAAAGUGAUUUAUGCCCUUAACACCAAAAAUGAUGAGCAUGAUGCCAUACUACAAAACACAAAGAAACAGCAUGAAGAAGAAAUACAGCAACUCUUGGCAGAAACCAAAGACAAAGUUUCACUUUAUAAAAAUAAAAUUGGCAGUGAGGUUGAACAUAAAAGGCGGAUAGAAGCCUUGGAACAAACCUUAGCUGACCAUGAAAAACAGAAAAAACAAUAUCUUGGAGAGUUUGAGGAUUACAAAAAGCAAACAGAAGAGAGAGAAAUUCAACUAAAGACAGAGCAUUCACAAAAUGUGCUGGCUUUAUCAAAAGAUAUUUUAGCAGCAAAGCGGACCUUUGAAGAUCAGUUGAAAAAAUUUGAUGAUGUUAGAGCUGAAUUUGAAAGGGACAAACAGAAUGCUUUAGAUGACCUAAGAAAAGCACACCAUCGAGAAAUUGAAGAGUUAAUGAAAACCCAACGAAAUCAACAAGGUGAUAUCGAAGGUGCUCAAAAACAAUUAGAAGAAAAAUAUUUCAAGGAAAUUGAGGAUUUAAAAACACAAUGUGAUCAAUUAAAUACAGAUAAAAAGACAAUAAGUGAGGAAUAUGAAUCCAAAUUAUCUAAAGCUCAAACAUUUUAUGAAAAAGAAUUACAAGCUCUAAAAGAUGGACAAAAUGCUUCAGCAGAGGAAAAAAUAAGGACGUUAACUACACAAAUUGAAACCAUGAAAAAAGAUCUCUCUUUUAAUCAAGUGCAGUAUAAAAAACGUGUUGAUGAUCUUAUUGGUCAGUUAAGCUCCAGUGAAGAUGAAAGUGCCAAAUACAAAGCAGAGUUGGAGAAGUUGCAAUCUUUGUUGAAAAACCAAAACAGUGAAUCUGGCAAUCUUGCAAAACAGCUUGCCCAGGCUCAGGCUGAAGCUGCCACUGCUUUAGAGAAGUUACGCCAAUUGGAACCAGAGUUGAUAGGUCUACAAGAAAGGUGUAAAGAACAGGCAGCAGAGAUGUUAAAACGAUCAACUUUGUUUGGUGAGCUAGAAGCAACCAAAAUCCAAAAUGAGGCUACAAUUAAAGAUCUUAUGUCAGAGCUGAAUAAACUGCGUGACAAAGUAUCAUGGUUGGAGCAAGAGAGAUCAUCUUUAAGUGACCUUAGUCAAACACAGAUCUCAGAAUCAAGUAACAAAUUGAAGGCUUUAGAGCAGGCUCUGGAAGACAUGUCAAUAGAGAAACAAACUAUGAAAGAAAAGCUGGAGAGAGAUCUGAUGAAUGUAGAGGAACGUGGUAAACAACAUGAAAAACAGCUCAUAAUGGACCAUCAAACAUCAGUAGAAACACAAAGUAAACAACACAUGAAUGAACUGCAAGUUCUUGUACAAGAAUCAAGUCUCAAGUAUGAACAAUUAAAAAAUGAUCUCCAGGGUCAAUUGGAGUCUGAGAGAAGUCGACAUAGCCACGAGAGGGACUCCAUUAAGGCAGAGUAUGACCAAAUGAAAGCCCAGCUUACCUCAGAUCUCACAACAGCCCAAGAUGAGGUUGUAAGGCUGCAGAAAUUGGUGGAUGAUUCCAAGAAGGGCCUAGGUUCUGCUUCAGACCACAUUAACAGUCUACAGGCAAUGUCAGAUAAGAUGAGGGCUGAACUAGACAAAACUAAAUCUGAUCUUAUCACUAAGAAAAAUGAAGCAACUUCUUUUAAGUCUGAGCUUGAGAAGCUCCAAAAACUUCAUCAAAAACAAAUGCUUGAAAGUCAAGAGGAACUCAAAGAAAAACUUGAAAAACUUGCAAACAACUUGGAGGAGAAGUGGUCUGAUACCCUGAGAAAGGAGUGCAUGAAGCUGCGGAUGGAGCUGACAGAACAGAAGGAAGAGGAUAAGAGGGCAGCCAUGUCUCAACUGACACUUAUGAAAGAAGAGGAAAUGAAUGCAAUCAAGAAAGGAUGGCAAGCCAAAGUGAAUGAUCUUGUACAUCAGAUAAGUGUCUUGAAGCACAGUCUAGAAUCCAAACAAUCUGAAUCCUCGGCAGAGUUAGAUAGGUUGAAGAAUGAAGCUGAAAUGGAGAAUAAACGACUAUCUGAAGAAAUACUUGCAUCAGCUGAAGAAUAUGCAAAGAAGAUUGAAACUUUGGAGAAGAUGCAUAAUGAAGAGCUGGCAAAGUGGAAGGAGAAAAGUCGACAAGAAUUGAAGGAUCUUGAGCACAACCUAAAGAGCAAACAGAUAGAAGACAUGCAAGCUUUGAUGAUCUCUCACAAGAGUUCCCUAGAGAUGACCAAAGAGCAGGCUGAGAGGGCACGGGUGAAGGAUCUGGAAGACAUAGAGCACAAACACAAGGAGGAGAUGUCUGCACUCAGAUCUGAACUUGGGGAGAAAUAUGCUAUGGACUUAGACCAACACAACAAGGCACAUAAGACACAGAUGCAGGCAGCCAGGAUGGAACUAGAUAGGGCCAUUGAGAUUACAAAACAAAAGGAGUCUGAGCACCAGAUGAAAUCUGAAGAGCUUCAACAAGAGAUAAGACAUCGUGAGCGUCAUAUUACCAGUCUCGAAGGUGACGUGAACUCCCUUCAGAUAGGUUUAGAUAAGAUGUCACAUGAGCUAGAUGCCAAGGGAAAAGAGAUUCUGCAGAUUCGCAGUGAAGCCAAUCAUCAGCUGAGGCUUUGUGAGGAAGAGAUGCGCUUUGAACACCAGAGAGAUCUUGAUGAUAAAGCUGCAGAACACAUACAUGAAACACAAACCAUGUUAUCUGAAUUUAAUGAGGCACAAGAGAUGUUAAAAGACAAGAUAUCAGCUCUUCAAAUAAUGCUUGAGGAAGCUGAGGAUCGUUAUAGGAACAGAGAAUCUCGGGAUGAAGAUGUAGAAGCCAUACAACAAUUAAAACAAGCCUUAUUGGAUAAACAUAACGAGAUGAAGAAACUCAUUGAUGACAAGAAAUAUUUCCAAAUGGAAUUAAUGAACCGUGAAACAAACUUUAACAAAGUAUUUACAGCUGAACCUAAUGUUGGGGUACUGAACCCUCUGUCAGUCAAACGGAAGAAGGGGAACAAAGGAGGGAGUACAAAGUACACAAGCAGUGCCCCAAUGUUGAACAAUGUAGGUGGCGCCACUAGACUUAACCCCCUCCCGGGAUCACCAGUUCAUGACGAAAAACUGAAUCCACAUGGACCCCUCCCACCCAUGACCAAAAAAUUUGUGAAAUGAUCUUAAUGUAAAUGAAUAAAAAAUGACGUCUAGACUCAGAAAUGUGUGAGUUCUCUGAACUUUGUAAGGAAAGGGAAAUACUUCAUCAUCACUUCUGAAUAUGAUGUAAGUCUAGUUGAAUGCAACUGUAAAACAACUAUUUAUGACUAACAAUACUCAUGAAAAUUUUAUGACUAGAAGAUGGUGCUUGACAACAUAAAAACAGUUAAUAUUUGUAAUUUAUAUUCGUUUGAGUUCACAAAUUUAGAAUAUACAUUAUCUCUUAUACCAGAUAAGAAGUUUUG